Messenger RNA from Trypanosoma grayi, 300 nucleotides. Its product is annotated as Ubiquitin-fold modifier 1. Gene Ontology annotation, biological process: protein K69-linked ufmylation. Lineage: Eukaryota; Euglenozoa; Kinetoplastea; Trypanosomatida; Trypanosomatidae. The transcript has a single exon. The record is from RefSeq and is a predicted model, not a curated record. Gene Ontology annotation, cellular component: cytoplasm; nucleus. Bases 1 to 300 code for a protein of 99 amino acids.
AUGUCGCAGGGAGAACAGGCCGCCGCACCGAGUGGAGGGAAGGUGACUUUCCGUAUCAUCCUCACCUCCGAGCGCAACCAGCCGUUCCGCGUGAUCAGCAUCGCUGAGGAGGCGCCCCUCACCGCCGCGCUGCGGUUCGCCGCAGAGGAGUUCGGCAUCGCCUCCGUUGACUCCAUGGCGGCCACAACAAAGGACGGCACCGGCAUCAACCCCGCGCAGACAGCCGGGAGUGUUUUCAUGAAGUACGGGCAGGAGAUACGUCUGAUUCCCCGCGACCGCGUGGGCGCUGUGUCGUGCUGA